Molecule: messenger RNA, 11392 nt
Organism: Pieris brassicae (large cabbage white)
Lineage: Eukaryota; Metazoa; Arthropoda; Insecta; Lepidoptera; Pieridae
Gene: zfh2
Product: zinc finger homeobox protein 3
Exons: 5
Coding region: 247-9108 (2953 amino acids)
Biological process (GO): regulation of transcription by RNA polymerase II
Cellular component (GO): nucleus
Molecular function (GO): RNA polymerase II cis-regulatory region sequence-specific DNA binding; DNA-binding transcription factor activity, RNA polymerase II-specific; zinc ion binding
Source: RefSeq, a predicted model, not a curated record
UUGAAAGUGUUGUGUCGCGCCGCGCUUUACAACCCGAUACAAGAAUAAUAAAAACUCAGUUCCUCAUUCGUGUGUGUUUCCGUGUCACAAGUUCACUGUGUUCCCUGACUAAGUGUUGUUUACGUUAAUCGGAUACUGUACAGUGUUUGUGACUGCGUGUGUAAUGCCGCAAAUUUCUGCAUAACGGCGAUCACCGGGCAAUGCUCACAGGAAAGCAUGUGAUGCCGGCCCUUGACGCUCGGCGCCAUGCCCACGCCGCUGCAGCCAGGCGGCCCCGCUAGCGGCCCGCCCUCGGAGCGCAAGCGGCGCCGCAAGCGCGACGAUCCGCAAAGUUCUGCCGCUCUCGAACCCGACGACGACGACGACGGUACCAUGAGUCCUGAGGAGGAUCCACGGGCUGCGCCAGCAGCACCAGCUGCCCCUACGCCAGUGCCCUCUUCUGCCCCCGCGCCAACUUCGCCGCCUGCCGCCCCCGACGCCGUAGAUCUCACCUCACGCCGUGACUCGCCACCACUAUCCUCAGAUGUAGAACAUUUCGAUGGAAAGAUAGUCUACAACCCUGAUGGCUCAGCCUAUAUCAUCGAAGAUUCUGAGCUGUCAGAGGGUGAAACUAGCCUCUCGGACUUGCCUAAAAUAGAACCUGGUUGCAUUGUUGAUAGCAGAGAUAGCAACGUCGUUGAAAGGCAGCUUGAAUUUCCACAAAUAGCCAGCGCAUUCUACGUAUCAAGAAAUCCUUCUCUAUACGGCGCUCUAUACGGAAGACUAGCUGUUGAAAGAGCGAGGGCGAGACCUGACGCACCCGUAAUGCACAGUUAUCGAGUGUUUAGUUUUCGUGGAAAAGAGACUCCGAGACCUCAGUCUCCAACCCCUGAGUGCGUAAGCGUACCAGUUAAACCUAUUCUAAUGUGUUUUAUUUGUAAACUUAGCUUUGGAUAUGCGAAGUCGUUUGUAGCACAUGCACAAUCUGAUCAUAGUUUAUCUUUACUAGACUCUGAAAGAGAUGCACUGUCAAGAGAAAAUGCAUCGGCUAUCAUUCAAUGUGUUGGUAAAGAUAAAGAAUCACUAGUCUCAUUCUUAGAACCAGUAGGUGCAGCUGCGCCACAACGAGCUUCCAUCUCUGGCAGUCCUGCCAACAUGUCAGAACUAUCAAGUCCAUCAGUGGAAAAAAGGCUUGAUCUUAUGACGCCAGAUAGAGACAAUGACAGUAUGUUACCGAAUGGAUCAUGCGAUGACAGAAGGCCGAGUCCACCUGCCUGGAGGCCACCUAGAUCAUUAGCGGAAUCAUUACUACCACAACAUUCUUUAAUAUCUGUGGCUCAUCCUCAUGCCAUCAACGCCUCGGUUCAGCCGAGAGUAAGUCCUAACUCUUCACCGCCAUUCCAAGCGGCACCACCAGCAUUUCUUUCUGGAACAACGAUAGGAGUGUGCCCAGAUCAUUUAGGCGGGAGACCAUCUGGUGCUGAUUGUCCGAAAUGUGAGCUUAUUUUAAAUUCAGGUAGACUAGGAGGACCAUUGGCUGGUAUGCACAGUCGAAAUUCAUGUAAAACCUUGAAGUGUCCAAAGUGUAAUUGGCAUUACAAAUAUCAAGAAACAUUAGAAAUUCACAUGAAAGAAAAGCACCCGGAAGCUGAAACCAGUUGCAUUUACUGUAUCGCUGGUCAACCUCAUCCACGAUUAGCUAGAGGAGAAACCUACACUUGUGGAUAUAAACCAUAUAGAUGUGAAGUAUGUAAUUACUCAACAACAACUAAAGGAAACUUAAGCAUUCAUAUGCAAUCUGACAAGCAUCUCAAUAAUAUGCAAGAAUUACAAAACGGUGGUAAUCCAGGAGAAGGAAAUUUACCACCUUCACAACAUACACCACCUGGAGUACAUAAACCACCGUUACCACAUCAUUCACCUUUAGGUCAAAAACCAAAGCCUACAUUUAGAUGUGAUGUAUGCAACUACGAGACAAAUGUGGCCAGAAACCUAAGGAUACAUAUGACCUCUGAAAAACAUACUCAUAACAUGCUUGUUCUACAGCAAAAUGUGAAACACAUGCAAACAUUAUCAGCGUUGCAUCAUAGACAACAGAGUCAACAACAGCUUGAAAGCUUACUCCACUUUCAUGGAGGAGAAGCGCCUCCUCCCAAUCCUGAAGCUGCUUUGGCGGAUAUGGCCUACAACCAAGCCCUUAUGAUUCAACUAAUGACAGGUGGUCCAGGACCAUCCCCACCUGAACUUGGCGCGCAUUUAGAUGUAGGCUUGAAUCCAGAUGCCAUGGAGCCACCACCGGAACCAGCGGAUCCCGAGCCAGAAAGAACUUUCCAUUGCUGCAUUUGCAAUUGUUUCUCUACGGACUCCCUAGAGGCCCUCGGUCACCACUUGGCUCAGGACCGAACUAAAAUUCGGGAGCAAGAGAUACUUGCGCUGGUCGCCGGUCACUACGUUUGUAAACUGUGCACAUACAAAACUAAUUUAAAAGCCAACUUCCAACUUCAUUGCAAGACUGAUAAGCAUUUGCAAAGGCUACAACAUGUAAAUCACGUUAAAGAAGGAGGUCCACGCAAUGAGUGGAAACUUAAAUUUUGUGGUGGAGUUGGCACUGGGGCCGCAGGAGUGGGUGGCGUUCAAGUCAGAUGCUGUGCGUGUGAUUACUAUACGAACUCCGCACAUAAGCUCCAGCUGCACGCAGCCGGUGCUCGCCACGAAGCUGCUGCGCUAUUGUUGAGGCACCUUCGCGAUUGUUCCUCUAGACUACCACGUGAUCGCUCGAGAGUAUAUCGAUGUGCACUGUGUGGUUUCGGGGCACCUCACCGCCUCCCUUUACUGCAACAUGUUCGUUCAGUGAAGCAUCUUCAGAUGGAACAGAUUCAUCAACUCCAGCGCCGUUCUGAGGGGAAAGACCCUACGCCGGACGUUGCUGAACUUUUCCAAGUUAUCCCUCAGCCAUCGGAACUACCUAGUCCAUUCGAUCAGCAGGAGAAUGAUAACAAGGAGCCUGUUGACCAAAAACCUGAACUGACUCAGGAGCAAAAGAUGAUGCGAUUUUUGGAACAACACCAACAGCAACAACAGCAGCAGCAAGUCCCUCAACAAUCCUUACCUCAAGUAUCGAAUGAAAAGGAAGAAGAAGACAUUUCGCCAUCUCACACGUGCCCAUACUGUAAUUUCAGCUGUGAUAGCGAAAACAAGCUUCACAUGCACGUAAACUCAAUGCAUGCUGACUCAGCAAGACAUUUUAUUUGUCCUUUAUGCCAAGAUGCAUUCAAGGAUCGACCAGCACUCGAACGCCACGUGAUGCAAAUCCAUUCUGUGAACUCAGAAGGGCUACAGCGACUAUUACUUUUAGUUGAUCAAAGCCACUGGCUAAACGGAGCUAAUCAAUCUCAACGUGAAGAUUCCAGACAAGGCGAUGAAGAACGUGAGAGAGAGAUAUCUUCACCACGCUCUGAAGGUAGCGUAGAUGGAGAAACAGAAAGGUGUUCUACUUGCAACAGAACAUUCCGAAACGUAGAUGAACUUUGCCAUCAUCAAAAUGAAUCUGGACAUCUGGAAUUGAAACAAACACCCCAAGGACCCGGUUACGUCUGUUGGAAAAAAGGUUGUAACCGUUAUUUCGAGGCAGCUCAAGCUCUACAAAACCACUUCAAAGAAGCGCAUGCCCGCAACUCCAUUGCUAAUAUGUCAGUCUCAGAAAAACAUGUUUACAAAUAUCGUUGCAAUCAAUGUAGUCUUGCAUUCAAAACAGUCGAAAAACUUCAACUUCAUUCGCAAUAUCAUCUUAUUCGCGACGCUACUAAAUGUGUUCUAUGCGGACGGAGCUUUAGAUCAAUAUUAGCUCUUCAGAAACAUGUGGAAACUUCUCACUCUGAAUUAUCGGAAGAUGAACUCGCUGCUUUCAAACGUAGCUUGGCAUCUAAUCCUUUACUGCAAUCAAACCAAGCAACUGCAUUAGAUCAUACUACAGCAGAAUUAUUGCGCAAAGAGGCCCUAAGAACACCAGAUGAUGAAUUAGGAGAGAUGGAAGAUAGAGACUCCAGUGCUACUGUUGCUGACGAAUCAGGCCACAAUGAUGCUGAAAAUUCUGAUGACUCCAUAAUUUAUAAAGACCAACAAUUCUUAGAAGAUUAUUUGAAUUCUCAGGCUAUGGCUGAAGACUCUUAUAACGAUCCAAAUAGAAAAUAUAAGUGCCAUCGUUGCAAAGUUGCAUUUACAAGGCAAUCAUAUCUUACAGCGCACAAUAAGACGCUUCUUCACAGAAAAGGUGAAAAGUUAACUUAUCCUAUGGAAAAGUAUCUGGACCCAAACAGACCAUUUAAGUGCGAUGUAUGUAAAGAGUCAUUCACACAGAAGAAUAUUUUAUUGGUUCAUUACAAUAGCGUCAGUCAUUUACAUAAAUUAAAACGAGCCAUGCAAGAACAGCAAAAUAAUAAUAAUCCUCCCGUUUCACCAGGCGCUGGAACUGCACCAUCUAAUUUGACUCUGACACCUAAAAGUACAUCGAGUGAAGAGGAUGAUCGCAAAAGAUACAAAUGCAAUAUAUGCAAAGUAGCUUAUACGCAAGGCAGCACGUUGGACAUUCAUAUGCGAUCAGUUUUGCAUCAAACACGUGCCGGCAAGUUGCAAGAGUUAGCCGCGGCGGGCCACGUUGACUUGACACGGCCUUUAGUAGAGCAGCCGGAUAGAAACGACCCCGCUAAAAUUUUACAAGACGUGUUGUCGCCAAAAAAUACAUCCCCUUCGUCUACUAGCAGCGGGGGGCCGCGCUCUUCACCCCCCGUGCGCCCAGGUAGUCCGCGAUCCCCUCGCGCAGGUAGCGCCUCGUGCGACCGCUGCCACGCGUCAUUCCCAACUGGGGAGCUACUCGACGCACAUCGCAUUACUUCAUGUCCCUUAGGCGAUGCGCGGGCGCAAUCGCCACUCGGUGACGCAGAAGCCGCGGCUUUAGACGAGAUGGUAGCUAAGGGCAAUCCGCCCAAACGAAACUCACAAAUGUAUAAACAACUUCUCGAGACAUUCGGUUUUGAUCUCGUCAUGCAAUACAAUGAAAAUCAGCGCCGAAAACUGCAAGAAGAACGUGAAAUGGCGCGGGUACCGAGCCCUCCACCGCCGCCCCCUGAGGAGAAACCUCCGGAUGAAACAAAAUCUACCUGCCAACACUGUAACAAGGAGUUUUCUAGUGUAUUCGUUUUAAAGACUCAUUGUGAAGAAGUGCAUAAAGAUAAAGUUCCCCUGGAAUUUUUAGAACAAUUUGCGGAGCAAUUCAAAUCAGAGUAUGAAAGAAAAUCUGGUGCGCCAAAUUCCCCUCGUGCUGGAUCACCCGCGCCACAGGGCGACCGUUCGCCUUCACCACGGGGUGAUAACAAUGGAAAUUACAAUGACAACACGAAUGGUUCUAGUGAAGCUCAAGCGGGAGCGUUGCUUGCAGCACAAGUGCAAGAGAUGCAGGCGGCACUGAACAUGCUUCAGCUACAGCAACAACUAGGCCAAUUACAUCCUAUGGUAGCCCAGAUGUUAUCUCUGGGAUUACCUCUUGGGUUAAAUGUGGGUGCUUUAGCCGCUAUGAACCUUCAGCCACCCCUGGUGCCGUUGAUGCUGCCACCUCCGCCUUUUGAUUCGAUGCCUUUCGCUCAAGACGCCCACAUGAAACAGCAGCAACUUAUUCAGCAACAACAACAGGCUAAUGCUGCUGGGCAAAAAAGAGCUCGAACACGUAUUACUGAUGAUCAAUUGAAGAUUUUACGAUCGCACUUUGAUAUUAAUAACUCCCCAAGUGAUGAAGCUAUUGCUAAAAUGGCCAAACAAUCCGGCCUCGCAACAAAGGUCAUAAAACAUUGGUUCCGAAACACACUAUUUAAGGAACGUCAACGUAACAAAGAUUCACCUUAUAAUUUUAACAAUCCACCAUCGACUACACUAAAUCUUGAAGAAUAUGAAAAAACCGGUGAAGCGAAAGUUACUACCUUGGAUUCAUCGGCGAGCUCAGAUGAAGGAAAGCCACCCCCAGAAAAAAAAGCAAAAACUGAAGAAAAUAUGAUUGUCGCUCAACCAGAGGUAAAAUGUGAACCAAAUGAAGAGCCCACAAUGGAGGAAAAAUACAAUUCAUACGAUGACAGACACCAAGAAGAUCAAAGUUUUAUUUUUCCUCAAAUUCCAUCCCAAAGUCCCGCUCUAAGUACACCUGACUUGCACCAAAACAUAUCUCGGCCUCAGACGCCGACACAUUUAUCUUUAAACUCCUUAAUACAGUCUCAACUGGAUUCAAUACCAGCUACAAGUAUACCACAACCACCACACCCGUCAAUGCUUCCACCUAAAAUGAAUCCUAAUUUCACGUCCCCAAACUCCGCGCCCCCGAACGUCCUACCUUUGACCCCAAAUCGCAGCCUCAGCCCUGGCAGGGGACCGGCCGAUUUCGGACUUUCCGGGGGCAACUCGAACGGAUCCAACAGCUCGGGGUCUUCUGGCAAACGCGCCAACAGAACUAGAUUUACAGACUAUCAAAUAAAAGUAUUACAAGAGUUUUUUGAAAAUAAUGCUUACCCAAAAGAUGACGAUUUAGAAUACCUUUCUAAACUAUUAGGUCUUAGCCCAAGAGUUAUAGUAGUUUGGUUUCAAAACGCUCGGCAAAAAGCUAGAAAAGUAUACGAAAACCAACCAGCUGCAGAUCCACCUGCGGGAUCGAUGGAUGAUGCAAACCGAUUUCAACGCACACCAGGUCUCAACUACCAAUGCAAAAAAUGUCAACUCGUAUUUCAAAGAUACUAUGAAUUAAUUAGACACCAGAAGACUCAUUGUUUUAAGGAGGAGGAUGCGAAACGAUCUGCGCAGGCACAAGCGGCAGCUGCGCAGGUUGCUGCAACACUAAGCAGCGAAGACUCAAAUUCAAGCACCGUAGAACACCACGUUCCGCAUGUGCCAGUUUCACCGGCACCACCUCGUACUCCAACGCCUGCUGCACCCAACUAUCCAGUUUCACCAGCUCCCCCAACACCUCAUACGCCUGUCACGCCUCUAUCACACAAUCCUAGAGAUGAUAAAGAUGGUAAUUUUCAAUGUGAUAAAUGCAACCUAGUCUUCCCGCGAUUUGACUUAUGGCGAGAGCAUCAGAUGGUUCAUUUUAUGAAUCCUAACUUAUUUCCGACGUACCCACCUGACUCUCCUUUUGGAAUUUUACAACAACAUGCUCAACUUCAACAGUUAAAUGCGUCGUUAUCAAAUGAAGAGGCUCGUCACCCUUUAGUGGCUGCCCUUAAUCAGCAAGUUAAAAGAAAGUUUGAUGAUUUUGAAGAAACAGACACUGGUGAGCAGCCGAAAGAUAAGCGACUAAGAACAACUAUUCUGCCAGAGCAGUUAGAUUACUUAUAUCAAAAGUAUCAAAUUGAAUCUAACCCUUCAAGAAAAAUGCUCGAAAAUAUUGCCCGAGAAGUUGGUUUAAAAAAGAGAGUUGUUCAAGUUUGGUUCCAAAAUACAAGAGCUCGUGAAAGAAAAGGACAAUUUCGUGCUCAUGCGCAAGUCAUUAAUAAACGAUGUCCAUUUUGUCCCGCUCUAUUCAAAGUGAAGAGUGCGCUCGAAAGUCAUCUAAGUACAAAACAUGCUGAUCAGUGUGCAAGAGGGGAAAUAAAUGUAGAUGCAUUACCCGAUGAAGAGUUAAGUACGGAAUCAACUCCAAGUUUUGGAUCACAACAAAGUGACAGACAGCAAAAUUUUUCCCAAGCGGGGGCUCCCAUGUUGCCCCCUAUUUUUCCGCCGUUUCACUCAGACAUGGAGAAAUUUAUCAAACAGUAUAGUGAGGAGUCAAUGAAGAGAUAUGUAAGUGAACUCCAGGUUCAGGCUGCCGCUCAACAAAAUGGUGGUAGUAAUGAACCAUCUGAGAGACGCCCUGAACAUGGAAAAUCGGAAAUCCCUUUAGAUCUCAGCAAACCUGUAGAUUUAUCACGACCAGGAUCUGACGCAGAUGAAAGAUCUGAUACAGCAUCUGAAACAAUGGAAUUCUAUGAAGAAGACGACUCGUCUUCGCUUGACUUUCACACGGGUUUACCAAAUCAAAGGCCACCAGGUAAACGAUUUCGAACACAAAUGUCUUCUGUUCAAGUGAAGAUCAUGAAGUCUCUGUUUUGUGACUAUAAAACGCCAACCAUGGCAGAAUGCGAAGCACUCGGGCGUGAAAUUGGAUUACCGAAACGUGUAGUCCAAGUUUGGUUCCAAAAUGCUCGUGCCAAAGAGAAGAAAGCGAGGCUCGCAGCUGGUUUAUCGGAGGUGUCAGACGCACAACCACCCGAAGAUUGUCGCGUCUGCGACUUUAAAUAUAGCCACAAGUACUCGGUGCAAGAUCAUGUGUUCACGCGGGGGCACAUCGCCGCCGUGCGCGCCCGUCUCGAGAACAGCGCUGGCGCAGGUGACGAUGGUACACUAGCGUUGAUGCAAAUGGCGGCACGAUUGGAGAGCGGGCUUGGCAACGAGCUCCACAACGCCUUCCUCCGCCCUCAGCUUGCCGGCAACGGUACAAGUCCGAACACAAUGCAACCUCAACCUCAACCACAGCCGCAAGGCCUAAUCGUGGAGACAGGAAACGGAGCAAGUGUUCUUCAGCUUCCCGCAACAACACUUGAACAAAUUCGGCAUAUUGCAGCUGAUCCAGGAGCGUCUACUUUGCGCUUGCCUCCGCCCGCCACCGAGAUACCAGUGGGCGCUAGAGAACUGGACUACGAUCUCUGUUAUGUAUGCAAGCACUGCAAAGUAGCAUUCCCAUCUGGUGCUCCCCUUCAAGUACACCAAGCCCGUUCAUGCUACGCAGGCAGAGAGUCAGCCCGGGGCGUGAUCCGCGUUGUGCAACCCUCUCUGGAGUGUAGAACUUGUCCUGGGGAACGCUUCCGCAACGCCAUGGACUUUCGACGACACGCUGAGACAGCGGCCCACAUACGAAACUCCAUGUCCCCUCUCCAGCCACCUGCAUCCGAGCCGCUGACCCACGAAAUGGAGGACGUAGUAAACCAGAUCACAUUGCUGGCAGCACGGGCCGCGCAGGACUCUACCCCGAAAGACUCCAACGUCAAUUUCUGCGCGCCCGGCCCACGCUUCCCGCAAGCAGGCGAGUUGCCUCUAGCCAGCGCAGGUCACUAAGCCUGUUCCGAAUGAAAUGUAUAGUUACUAACUAGAGCCCCUCGCUCAUGUCGUUGUCCGACAACGCAACAGUUCACUAUUAGGUCUUAAAGCUUCUUUUCGUUGACGGUAGCCGCGAUAAACGGCACUUUCCUAGUUAUAAUAUUUAAAGCUUGUAGUCGUGUAAGUGUAGGUUAAUGAGAGUCCCACGCCGCCGCCGCGUACUGGGAGGCGGCGGCGGCGGCCCGCUCGCCGAGCCGUGCGCCGCACUUCAUAUCAUACGUUAGACAGGUUUUAAUAUAUACGUUUAUCGUUGCGGCGACGAGCCGCGUCCGAGCGGGCGCGUCACUAAACUUUACCAUCGUCUCCCAGGAAAGCAAGUUCCUAUCUUUAUGGCAUAUAAUAUUAUCGAUAUUGAUAAUUACGAUUUAAUUAUUUGUUUAAAGCUAUGUAAUACAUACAUAUAAUCGUUCUAAUUUUAGGCAUAGAUAUGUUCUCGUAAGAAGUUCCUGAUGCAUCGUAAAUGUAUGAAGAUAUAUAUACGUAUAUAUGAUUUUUUUAACGUGAGGCGAAGUUAGUACAUAAUAUGUUAGGCAGUAGAGCGGUUGUCCUCUCGCGCGGGAGAAUCUCGCAUGAACUUAAAUCCGCAGCCUUUACAGGCUGCAGGUGAUGCGUGUCGCAGGCGAAAAGAGCGAAGUGUUGAGGUGUGAUGCCUCGAGAGCCGCCCGUGGAGACGCGACGGAACCGCGUAGGCUUAUCGGUAACGGUUAAUUAUUAUAAUGAUUAUUAACGUAGCAAACUUUUCCAAAACGAACGAACUCGAAACUCGGGCUGUGCGCCAGCGCUCAGCCUACCUCGCAUACAAGUGAGUUUAUUUUGGAACUAAGUGUGAUUCUUGAAUUUUUAUUGAUAUUGUAAUGAUUAUUAGUAGUGGCAUAAGUGAUCGAAGGAAUGGGGAUACAUGCGUCUGUGUGUCCUUGUAUCGUCAUCACCUUGCUGUGUGCGUGGAGUCCCUUAUAUUUUCAAUGGCACAGAACGUUAUUAAAAAUAUUUUACAUAUUUACAUUUUAUCUAGCGGAGUCUAAUACAAUAUUUUAUCUAUGAGCGGAUCCUACUACAACAUUGAGUUUGAUUUUUAUAAAGUGCAAUGUUUUAUUCCACCGGUAGCCGGCGGUCCUUGUUAUGUCUUUUGUGCAAUGGGGCGCGCUGCGUCUCCCUAUGAUCGCCUUACACCUCCCCGGGGGAUCUGGGGUUACAUUAAGCUUUCACAAAUUUCAUUUCAUACUAUAUCGAAGAACUCCAUCGGAGACGGAACGAGACAAGAUGCUGUAGAUAGUGUCACGAAUGACCAUCACGUGUGAAGGGAGACGCAUUGCGCGCACGCAACAUUGCCGACGCGAAGGCGCGCGUUUAUACAACAUUAUUAUUUUGUUUGACGGAGUUGAGAUUAGUGUUUAAUAAGGUAAUAUUGAAGUUUGUUGAAGCGUUUCGUUUGCUCCUUCCUAACGUUGUCGCCGUUUAAAAGUUUUUAAUUAAAUUAUUUUGAUCGUUUUACAGUGGAGGGUACGCAGUAAGUUCGGUUAGCGUAGCGUAGGUGGAUAUGUCGGUAAAACGAUGUUGUGUCUCCGCGGACGACAGCCCGCGGAAUGAAUCAUGGUUCCUAUGUAUAUUUCAAUAUAAGUGCAUCUAGUUUGGUUAUUAUUUCCGAACAAAUUUUAAUAUUUAAGAUUAAUUCGGGUGAGUCUGUUGCAUCCGCUACUAGGCGCCGCGGCCGCCACGGUCAUGUUAUUGUUUUAUUCUUAGCAUAUUUUGUUCCCCAAUAUUGUCUCAUAUACAGCACUUUUAUAUUAUUUUGUUACACCACAACUAUUUAUGUGCGUAGAAUUUCAUUAGAUAUGUAAUGGUUACUAAUACAAAAUAAGUUUUACGAUCGUAAAGAAGGUAGCGUGUCUAUCAUAGUUCCUAUACUGUAUUGUAAUACUAAAUUAUUUUAAAAAUUCUUUAAUAGAAAAAUAUACCGUUCCUACUAUUAUAAACUGUAACGAAAAUUUUAAUGUGAACUAAUGUAAUGUGUGAUUACGCGCAAUGCAUGAUGUUUUAAUGUUACUCGUCUGAAUUUUAAUUCGUUUGUCAUCAAAGUCACUUGUCUAUGUUUGUGUUUAGAUGAUUUUUAUGUGAUUUGUUCGAAUUUCCUUUGUUAUAACAUAUGUAGCGGCGUUCUACGCGCUACGACCCGUAGCAAACAACAGAUAACGAUACAUUGUCAAGUGUAAAUGGUAAAAAUAAACUCAAAGUUAGUUUAUCA